GGCACAAGCAGUAGGAUACCUCCACUACCUCUGAUAGACUGUAGUACAGCUGAUCACUGAUCAACUGUAGAACAACUUACAUGAAACUGAUCUUUAUCACUUUUAAAGGGGCUCUAUUUUGCAUAAACAUUUCUGAGGGAGUCACAAAAGGAGCUAUGUUUUAAGAAAAGUCCAAGAUUGAGUCGGAUAACGCUUUGAAGCUGCCUUCCAUACCAACUAAGACACAAUUUUUUCUGGAUGUGGAAGAGGCGACAGAGCUCUGGGUGUUUUGUUGGUGCUCUCCAGUGCAUGAGCACCCUGGAUGGGACAGCCAGUCGGCCCUGGACCCCGAGCACCAGUGGUUGCCGGGUGGUACAGGGGGUGGGCAGAGCGCCAUGGUAACACACAGUAGGUUUGACAACGCCAUGAGCAGCAGCCCCUUUGAAGGCGGCGUGCGCCUGCCCCCCCACCGGUACAAAACCUUCAGUUCUAGGUCACAGUAUCAGAUGGUGCUCGCAGCUGUGCGCAAACUGCAAGAGAGUGGCUUCUACUGGAACACCGUGAAUGGGAAGGAGGCGAGCACACUUCUGAAUGCAGAGCCACCGGGCACCUUCUUGGUGCGGGACAGCUCAGACCACCACCACUUUUUCACCCUCAGCGUGAAAACAACCACAGGCACCAAAAACCUCCGCAUCCAGUGUGACGCCAGCUCCUUCUUCCUGCAGACGGACCCACAGAGUGAGCAGGCGGUACCGCGUUUCGAUUGUGUUCUCAAACUCAUCCAUCAUUACAUGCCCUCCGCCAAUGGAACUGGGACCUCGUCCAAGGUCCAGGCUGCUGGGAACAGUGUUGGACAUUGUGGAAGUGCAGGAGAUGGGAGUGCAUACUUCAUUUACUCCGGAGGGGAGAAGAUCCCUCUGGAGCUACUGCGUCCACUGGCAUCCAGUAUGUCUAGUUUGCAGCACCUUUGUCGCAAGACUUUAAAUGGCCAUAUAGAUGUGUCCACCAAACGGGAUCAGCUGCCUCAUCCACUCCAAGAGUUCCUCGAGGAGUAUGAUGCCCCUAUCUAGCUAUUCUUUAGCCCCCCAGAUGUGUUUUCAAUGAGAAGAGCUACAUGUGCGUGCCAAUAAAUGCUCACAAUGGCGCAGAAUUGCAUAAGUGGAGAUUGAUUGCGCCUGACCUCGGUGUCAUAUUGCAGGCCAGAUGUGCCUUCGACCUCUGGAUUGUGAACUUUUUGGCAGGGUGCAGCCAUUUGAAGGACAGCAUGAGAUAUGUACUUCUACUCAAGUGGUUGGCGACAAGGAUCUGACAUCUCAGUGGCUGUUGACAUGAACGGAUGCACAGAUCACAGUUGUUGUCCCUUCCAUCCUGCCAUUCUCCAAGACAGACUGCUGAAGAUAAACACAAGUGAUAGUUGAUCAGUAUAGGAGUUAAGUGUGCUGCUAUGGCUACGAUUCAGCUCCUCGCCAUCGAUCGGGAGAGGCCCUCUCAAUCCGUUUUAUCCAGCUUGACAUUUUUGACUUUCUCCUGGAAGGAAGCAUUGGUGUUUGCGAUGACAUACACAUUUCCACUGCUUCUUGCCAAGUGUAAUUGCCUCAUAAGUGGGCGUGGGGGCGCAAACUGGGUGGCUACUUAUUGCUCGCAACUGACACUGCUGUGUCUACUCUGGUCACUGAAAGAAAAGGGCCAAUACAAGGAACAAGAAUUAAAGAACCUGUGAACCGGAGGAGAGACCUGUAACUUUGGCCAGUUUGUCCUCACAUAGCCCUCCCUGGAGAAAACGGCCCCUGAGGACAGCUCAGUGGACUGUUACAUUAUAACUUGACAGGAGCCAAAGCAAACAGUAGUUUCAUUUGUGCUAGGAAAAGGCUGGCAACAACCGAACAGCAUUUAUGAUGAAAUUCAAAGAAGAUAUGAACUAAACUUUCCUAAACUGUGAAACAAAUACAAGCACAGUAUGUAUGAUUUACUGUGGUGUUUGACAUGAAGGACUUUGUGGCUUCUCUCAUCACACAGAGAAGCAUUUGUACUUCAUGUGUUCAUGAAAAAUCAGUUAUGCUUCAAAAAAAUGACACAGUAUUUGUUUCACUAGCAGGACUUGAAGUCUGCUAUUCACUGAAUGUAUUAUGAGUCUAUGGAAGGGCUUAUGGUUCCACUUGUAGAUUGUCUUUUUGUUUCAUAUUUUACAUGUGUGGCCACCAAUAGGACAGCAUGUUUUUUUUACAUGUCUUUUAUAAAGAUGUCUCAUCUUAAGGUCUGGUCUGAUGACCACAGUGCAAGCUUGAAGAUCAGAAAACAAAGGCAUUAAAAUAGAAAAUGCAGCAAGAAACAUUGCACAUAUUUAUAUUUAUAAGAUGUUUCCAUAAUUUAUAUUAAAGAGCACUAUUUUUACAAAACGGACCCCAACGAGUGCCUCACAUUCUUGUUGUCAACUGGAACUUUAUUCUUCCACACCACAGUCUGCAUGCACAAGUUAAGGAUUCAUAAUUUAAUUUGGACAACUGCUGAAGAAAGCAUUGUUUUCCCCAUCGUAUACUCGCACACAAACACGUGAAAUUACCACAACUGCUCAUGUUUUCAUAAAAACAGGUCUGAGGCUUACCUUGAAGUGUAUGUGGGAGUGUUUACAGGAUGUCACUUGAGUGCAUUCUCUUUUGAUCAAGAUGUAACCAUCUACCUCUCCUUAUAGUGAUCUUGAAUGGAGAGUUUGCCCAUAAAAUACAAAUAAUUAUCCUCAUUUACUCACUCUCAUGUUUUUCCAAACCUAAAGUACUUUUCUUUUUCUGUGAAAUACAAAAGGAAAUAUUUGGCAGAAUGUUUAGUCUCAGUCACCAUUCACUGUAAUUGUAUGGGGAAAAAAUGAAAGUGAAUUGUGACUAUCUGUUCCCAACAAGAAA
Molecule: messenger RNA, 2876 nt
Organism: Xyrauchen texanus (razorback sucker)
Lineage: Eukaryota; Metazoa; Chordata; Actinopteri; Cypriniformes; Catostomidae
Product: suppressor of cytokine signaling 3-like
Exons: 2
Coding region: 375-1049 (224 amino acids)
Biological process (GO): phosphatidylinositol phosphate biosynthetic process; intracellular signal transduction
Cellular component (GO): phosphatidylinositol 3-kinase complex
Molecular function (GO): 1-phosphatidylinositol-3-kinase regulator activity
Source: RefSeq, a predicted model, not a curated record